Molecule: messenger RNA, 1785 nt
Organism: Oldenlandia corymbosa var. corymbosa
Lineage: Eukaryota; Viridiplantae; Streptophyta; Magnoliopsida; Gentianales; Rubiaceae
Source: the annotation of a GenBank genome assembly
AUGAAACUUUCAACCGGACCAAUCACUCGUUCCCUUUUCAAAUUACCAUCUUCCCUAACUGCUUCAAACAAAGAUGCACCUAAUCAUCAAUCUUUGUACUCGCUUCUUUCCUACUUUCUGAACUCAAGAUUUAACCAUACCCAGACACUACCAAGAUUUCAUCUUUAUCGUAACCAAAAUCUUCCUUCUUCUUCCCUAUAUCUUCUUUACCAUAAUGACGUUCUGGAUUCAUCAAAACAACCAGAACCCAUCAACAAAAUCGUAUCUUUUGAUCAGAGUGUAUCUCCCAAGGCCAGGAGAAGUGACUCCAGAAAUGGGUGCAUUGGGAACCAAGUCCCAUCUAGAAAGCACCUACAACAUACCCAUUUUCUUAAUUCAUUCAAUAGAGCCAUACCCAUGUCCAAAAUCAUCCUUACUAAUCCAAUAUUGCAUAAAUUUUCUCAGAGGAGGUUGUUCUCGGAUGCAUCAUCGGGCCCUUUUUCGAAAUCGAUGGAUACUGGUUUAAUUGAUUCAGUUCCGGUGAAUUCCACGGUCAGUUCGCCUAGUGAAAGCUCGGCGCCAAUUGAUGCAGGGCAUUCGAUGAGGAAGCCAAUUAACUUAUGGCCCGGAAUGUACCAUUCCCCUGUGACAAAUGCCUUAUGGGAAGCAAGGGCUAGCAUUUUUGAGAGGCCUAACGAUGUUCCUGAUGAUGCCCAUUCAAGGAAUGAGUUGAUUUCUAAACCACCAUCCACGAGCAGGACUAGUAUCGUGUAUAAAUUUUCCACUGAUUACAUACUUAGGGAGCAAUAUCGGAAUCCAUGGAAUGAGAUCAGGAUGGGGAAAUUGGUUGAAGACCUCGAUGCUUUGGCUGGAACAAUAUCCUUCAAGCACUGCAGCAAUAAUGACAGCACUACAAGACCUCUAUUACUGGUCACUGCAUCAGUGGACAAGAUUGUUCUGAAGAAAAUGAUUCUUGUCGACACCGAUCUUAAAAUAACAGGGGCAGUCACUUGGGUUGGGCGAUCAUCCUUGGAGAUUCAACUGGAAGUAACUCAGUGUGGACAAGACACACUCGGUUCGUCAGACAGUAUGGCUCUUACAGCGAACUUCACUUUUGUGGCUCGUGACUCGAAAACUGGAAAAUCAGCUCCUGUGAAUCAGAUAUCACCUGAAACUGAAAGGGAGAGACUGCUUUGGAAAGAGGCAGAAGAGAGGAAUCUUUUGAGGAAGAAGAAAAAAGGCGAGAAAAAACAAGGGAUAGAUAAUGAUGAGGAAAUUAAUAGGCUUAGUGAGUUGCUGGCUGAAGGACGGAUAUUCUCCGACAUGCCAGCUUUAGCUGACAGAGGUAGCAUUUUAAUAAAAGAUACAUCUCUUCAAAAUUCUUUGAUUUGUCAGCCACAACAAAGAAAUAUCCAUGGUCGAAUAUUUGGUGGCUUUUUGAUGCGAAGAGCUUUUGAAUUGGCUUUUGCCACAGCUUAUGCUUUUGCUGGCACGGCACCAUGUUUUCUGGAAGUUGACCAUGUUGAUUUCUUAAAGCCUGUGGACGUGGGAAACUUCCUUCGUCUCAAAUCAUGUGUUUUGUAUACAGAGCUUGAAAACCCAGAUCAUCCUAUGAUCAAUGUUGAGGUUGUCGCUCAUGUUACAAGGCCUGAGCUUAGAUCUAGUGAGGUGUCAAACAAGUUCUACUUCACAUUUGGUGUCCGCUCAGAUGCCUUGAAAAGUGGUUUGAAGAUACGGAACGUCGUUCCUGCCACUGAAGAAGAAGCGAGGCGUGUUAUCGAACGCAUGGAUGCCGAGAAUAUGUAG